This is a messenger RNA of Dracunculus medinensis (Guinea worm), 888 nucleotides long. Lineage: Eukaryota; Metazoa; Nematoda; Chromadorea; Rhabditida; Dracunculidae. The record is from the annotation of a GenBank genome assembly.
AUGAUGGAAUCACUUAGUUCAAUUCGCUUGAAUCGCAGCAAUCUUCGUCAUUUGAAUGAACUUGGAAAAUAUCCCAGUAAAAGCUUCGAACUUUCAAUUAAUUUUAGAGAUAUCGAAUCGAGUAAUAGAGAAAGAAAGUACGGCGACAAUGAUUAUAAACCUUUAAUUCGACGACAAUCAUUCAUAUCAUUACGAACUUUUUAUGCAUUUGGAGCUCGUAGUGCUUCUGCACCAUCAUAUUCUUAUAGGCAUUUUUUGUUUAAUUUUCAUUUUAUUCGUUCUUUUUCUGAUACUAUACAGCACUUAUGAUCAUAUUCACCGCAAUCACAUACGGAUUCACAGAAUUCGUUUUUAAUAACUCCUUAUCGUCCAUCAAUAUUUCGCUCCUCCACAUCUUCAUCAAUAAACGAUGAGAAACAUUCUUCUUCUUCUAAACAUACAUCAAGUCUAAAACAUAGUCUUAAUAAUGAUAUAUGCGGUGUGAAUCAAUUAAAACGAGAUGAUACGGCUCAAUUGCUUGCUUUAAAAGAACGAAACAAAGCAUUGGAGCAACAAGUAGAAUUGUUAAAAAAACAGUUGAGGGAGAAAGAAAGAAUUGAAAAUCAACUGAAAAGGAAAAUUCUCGAAAAUGAAGCAGAAAUAAGAAUUUGGAGGACGAAAUGCGAAUUAAGAAAAUUACCGACCUUUACAAUAUGUAAUCCAACGAAAAACCAUAAUGGUAAUAACAAUAAUAAGACUAAUAUUAAUGACGAGCCAGGUUUAUCCACCGAUUUGAUGGAUCAGUUAAAUAUUGCUGCCGAUAAGCUUUCGCGCCUUAGUGCUGUGAAGGAUCUCAAAUUAUUACAGAGUGAAAUGGAAACAGCUUUAAAAGAAAUUAGUGAAAAAUAA